This is a messenger RNA of Saccostrea cuccullata (small rock oyster), 641 nucleotides long. Its product is annotated as fibropellin-1-like. The record is from RefSeq and is a predicted model, not a curated record. NCBI's taxonomy places the organism in Eukaryota, Metazoa, Mollusca, Bivalvia, Ostreida, Ostreidae. The transcript has 7 exons. The annotation marks the transcript as partial.
GUCCCGUUCUACUCCUACGUCCUACGUUCUACGUCCUACGUUCUACGUUCUACGUCCUACGUUCUACGUUCUACGUCGUUUUGUGUAUGGUGUCAGUGUAUGGUGCACAGUGUACGGAGUAUGUUGCUGUAUGUGACAACCAUGAUUGUCAGAAUGGGAUUUGUGUGGCAGACCAAUCUAGUAUCAGAGGAUACACGUGUAACUGUACUAUUGGCUUUGUCGGGAACAAUUGUCAAGUUGCUGUAUGUGACAACCAUUAUUGUCAGAAUGGGAUUUGUGUAGCAGACCAAUCUAGUAUCAGGGGAUACACGUGUAACUGUACUAUUGGCUUUGUCGGGGACAAUUGUCAAGUUGCUGUAUGUGAAAACAAUGAUUGUCAGAAUGGAAUUUGUAUGGCGGACCAAUCCAGGAUAAGAGGAUACACGUGUAAAUGUACUAUUGGCUUUGACGGGGAUAAUUGUCAAGUUGAUGUAUGUGACAACCAUGAUUGUCAGAAUGGGACUUGUGUGGCAGACCAAUCAAAGAUAAGAGGAUACACGUGUAACUGUACCAUUGGCUUUGACGGAGAUAAUUGUCAAGAUAAAAAACUUUGCGACAAUUGCAUUGAAUGCCCAGAUGUGAUAAUUAUACCCUCGGGGUAA